AUGUGUUCAGUUGAAAGCUUACUUGGAAUAACUGUAACAGAAGAUUUUUUUUUAUACUUUCAAGUAAUUACGAUGCCUUCUAUAUCACAUACAACCGUCAACUCGUAUCCUGGACGUCGUGGUCACUCUUAUUGGAUAAGUUUUGAUUUUAAUCGUAAAUAUUGUGGAAAACGUUUAAAUGGGUAUAAAGGAAAAUUUAAUGGUCCGGGACCUCGCCAAGGAGAGUUUGCUUUCGUGAAAAUCCCAAAGAUUCUCGAUGAAAGUGAAAAAUGGUGCGACAUGGAAAUAUCCAAGAAUAGAAAAGCAAACGAACUGUCCAACAGUUUUUUAAGUUACCUUAGAAUAGAUUCACACCGAAUAGAUUUUACAGAUUCCUGGAAGGCUUUAAUGGAUGAUAUUUCGUGUCUAUCUAAAGACAUUCGCCCCAAAGAUUGGGUGUUAAUUGAAGAACGGAUUGGAAAAGACUGUUUUGAGUUUAUCAAUCAGAUUGGAAGGAGCGAUUUUGGAGGAUGUGAACUUUUGGAAGCAUUCGUUCAUUGGUCAAACUCUGUCACUAAUGGUAGACUGGUUAUUUGUAACCUUGAUGGAAUCCAAGAAGAUAAUGGUGCCUUUAGAUUGAAAACACCAACAAUUCACUCAGUUGAUGAAUCGUAUGGUGAAAGUGAUUUUGGUGAAAUGGGCGUCACAAAAGUAUUAAAGAGUCACCAGUGCAACCCCAUAUGUUCUGAUUGGAGGCUACCAUCAACUCAUUAUAAUGAUGAAACUAUAUUAAAAAGCAACAUUGAACCAUCAGCACCAUAUCUACCACAAUACGAUUGGAUGCCAUUUAACAACAAUUUACCACCAUCUUAUGAGGAUUGUUUGAAACACCCUUCUUAG
Messenger RNA from Lottia gigantea (owl limpet), 879 nucleotides. RefSeq lists its product as hypothetical. The record is from RefSeq and is a predicted model, not a curated record. NCBI's taxonomy places the organism in Eukaryota, Metazoa, Mollusca, Gastropoda, Lottiidae. Gene Ontology annotation, molecular function: ATP binding; protein serine/threonine kinase activity. Gene Ontology annotation, biological process: protein phosphorylation. Bases 1 to 879 code for a protein of 292 amino acids. The transcript has 2 exons.